Messenger RNA from Cladophialophora carrionii CBS 160.54, 2220 nucleotides. RefSeq lists its product as uncharacterized. NCBI's taxonomy places the organism in Eukaryota, Fungi, Ascomycota, Eurotiomycetes, Chaetothyriales, Herpotrichiellaceae. The coding region runs from base 1 to 2220 and encodes 739 amino acids. The record is from RefSeq and is a predicted model, not a curated record. The transcript is spliced from 4 exons.
AUGGCCGACGCCGUUGUGCAACCCUCAGCGGCUCUCAAGACUAUGGAGAGGGAGUACAAGAGCAAAUCUGUCGAAAUGACAAUUCUUUUUGAGAACCUCUUGAAGCUCCUCUCCGAGAAAGAAGCCGAGUGUGAAAACCUCAAGUACGACUUGCAAGAUCAGACCGAGUCGAGACGGCAUUGGCACAAGAGAGCAGCGGAUGCUGAAGGUCGCAUCGCAAGCGUUCAGCACGUCCUUGUCCUCGUCGAUGGAAACCAGACAUUCUUCAAGCCGGAUGUCAUUCGGGCUGGCGCCCGAGGCGUAAGAGGAGCAAUUGAGACACUGGUUGCGGAAGCCAAAGCGUUCGCUCGGGCGCAACACAAGAAUGACCUAUCCGACAACCUUUCAGCAAUAGUACACAUCUUCGUCGAUGUUGGAAGCCUCGCAGAUGACCUCUCAACUGCCAAUUUGUUGCCGGAACCAGACCAGCUGUGGGCUUUCAUCCAAGAUGCGAGCAAACUUGAGCCAGGUAUUACCAUUACAGACUGUGGUUCGGGCCACGACGCUGUGGAUGCAAAGAUGAAGCAUUUCUACGAGCUGUACCUGGAAAAUUGUCACUGCCGCCAUCUUUUCCUCGCACUUGGACGCGAGACCGACUACUAUAACGUCCUGUCCACAUACGCUGACGAUGAGUUCACGAGGUUGAAGACUUCCUUAGUCAAACCGUCUCAAGGAUUGCCCGACAAGUACAACCUUCCCUUUGAUACUGUCGAAUUUUCCUGCUUGGAAAGUGUACGCCGACAGACAAUCUCCUUCGAAGAUACUGUGCCGAAGGUCAAGGGAACGCCGUCAGCCGUCUCACGUUCCGCUUCUGCCCAAGGUCCGUCUAUGCCUCACUUCGAAGGAAAUACUCGGGUUACUCCUCGAGAUUCCCUGAAUGCUAUAUCACCCGCGUUUAUCGCAAGCCCUCCAGCUGGUCCACGAAAUCCCCUGGGCAGGCUUGAUGCUUAUGGUGCAGUGGUGCGCGUAAACGGCACACCUCCUGCCACGUCUGGUCGACCGGCAUCCGGCUACGUACAAUCACCAGCGCCAGGCUCAUCCAGUCCACCAAUCGGACAAGCAGCUCCGUCCCCUUUCAACCCUGGUCCGGCCAGUGCGCUGGUCCAGGGUCCGGAAGAAGCUCUGGCUUUUCGCCAUGCUCCUCCUGCUGUCAUUGCCCAUACUUCUUCUGAACCGGCUACGGUGCAAACCCCUGCACCAGUCUCAGAAGAUGCUUUCAAAGACUACCGCGACGCCAAUAGCAAUGUUGACAAGGUGGAAGACGUGAGUUCUGCCGCAGUCGUCAAGCUUGACAUCUCUUCACAUUCUUCAAGCCAAUCCAAAAAAUCAGCGGAGCAAAGUUGGGAAAGCGCUACAGCCAACGAUUAUGCGCCUGCACCCAACCCGGCUCCAUGGACAGUGGACGAGCCUAUGGCUCAGCCGGCAUCGCACGAGUUUAACGAGCCGCAGACAUACUCGAGGAAGAACAACAAUAACUUCACUCGGCGACACCCUAGAGAAGGGGGUGGCGGCGGCGGCGGUGGUGGUGGCGGAAGGCAAGACCGUUCGAAUGGAGGUCAGCAGUCUGGUAGACGUCUUCCGAGACAAUUCAAGGGAUCAUAUGAUGAUAUGAUGUCUACGCAAGGUUCGUCAGCAUCACCGAGACCAGCAACUACGUCGAUGUCAUCAUCGGCCAUGUCCAAGUCGACUGACUUUGCCAACUCUUUUACACGACAGGACGUAACAAAACCUGAGCCCAACCCUCAGGCACGCCCCGUCUACGCCCCGAUUGCGCUGAACGCACUGAACCAGCGAAUUGAUCUCAAGCUGCCCAGACCAGCCCCAGCUGAUGAGGAAGCUUUCAAACUGCGAACGAAUAACCGACACUUGUGCAAUGAACACCAUAUGCGGGGACAAUGCAGCAAUAUCAAAUGCACCUACGACAACGAAGAAAUAUCGGACGGCGUGUAUUUGGCAUUGAGGAACACAGCUCGCCUAACCCCCUGCAACCAGGGAUCCGGAUGUCGUCAACACGAUUGCUACUUGGGGCACCACUGUCCGAACGUCUCGAGAGUUUCGGCUUGUGGAAGACCAAGCUGUCCUUUCAAGUCCAAGAAUUUGCAUGAUAUUCUGGAUUUGAAGAUCGUAGAAAUGAUUGAGCCGUCGAAGAAGGAAGAACUACCUAUUGAAGAGUUGAUUUGA